CUUUUAUCGUGGCUCGAGGCUUUGUCUCCUCUGCGCGUGAAAUUCUCGUUAGUGACCCUCACGAUCUCUCUCUCUUAACUUUCUCUCUCCUAUAACUCGGAUCACCACAUGACUCUAUCUUCCCGUUAAUACAGAACCAAACUCCCCUAAAGCUUCGGUUCUUUUUCUCCUUCUCUCUCCCGAUUAGAUCCCCAAAAAAUACAUUUUACAAACUUCUUCUCAAAGGCUUCGAGAGAGGGGAGGAGGGGAAGACAGAGUUGAUCUGAUUUUUGAUUGAUGUCUGGAGCUGUAUCGAGUUCCAGGGACAUGGGUUUCGACGACAACAACAAGAAAGAUGGAGACGACGGUAACACUUCAAAAGCGGCGUCGUCUCAUCAAAACGACGGCACCGACGACGAGGGUGCUGGAUCGUUAGGGAGGCAAAUGAGUGAAGCCUCUCUUAGCGCUGCUGAGGAAGAAGAAGAUGAGGAUUCCAAAUUACAAUUGGGUCCUCAGUACACUAUCAAGGAACAUCUCGAGAAGGAUAAGGAUGAUGAGAGUCUGAGGAAGUGGAAAGAACAGCUUCUUGGAAGUGUUGAUGUCACCAACAUUGGAGAGACUCUUGACCCUGAAGUGAAGAUCAUUAGCUUGGCCAUCUUAUCACCUGGAAGACCAGAUAUUGUUCUUAUGGUUCCGGAGAAUGGUAAUCCAAAGGGAAUGUGGUUUACUUUGAAAGAAGGGAGCAAGUACAGCCUGAAAUUUACAUUUCAGGUUAACAACAACAUUGUCUCUGGUCUUAGGUACACCAAUACUGUUUGGAAGACCGGUGUUAAAGUGGACAGAGGAAAGGAGAUGCUUGGAACCUUUAGUCCUCAGUUGGAGCCAUACAACCACGUGAUGCCUGAAGAGACCACUCCUUCUGGAAUGUUUGCUCGAGGAUCAUAUUCUGCAAGAACUAAGUUUCUUGAUGAUGAUAACAAGUGCUACUUGGAGAUCAACUACAGCUUCGACAUCCGUAAAGAAUGGCCUGCUCUUUAAGACUCAAGAACAAGUCUCCUGAGAUGAAGAUGUGUUUGUCAGUAGAAGUUGUGUUUGUUUCACUCCUUUUUUUCAUCGUUGAACAUAUUAUUUGUGAUUCGUUUCUUCGGUCAUUUUCCUAGAACAAGAGAGCGACAUUUACUUCCUCUUUGGUCUUGAAUUUUUUUUUUGUCCAGUAAGAAAGACAGUGUUUGUUCACAAGUCUAUUUGUCCUUCAGCUUCUUAACAUGUGUUUGAUGGCUAUGGUUUGUGUCAAACUCUAAGAUGUAUAAUGAUUAUAAUUGUCUCAGUCAAAAGUUGAAGACAUGAAAGUUAAAGAAAAAAACAAAAAAGUAUUUGCU
Messenger RNA from Eruca vesicaria subsp. sativa (arugula), 1358 nucleotides. The record is from the annotation of a GenBank genome assembly. NCBI's taxonomy places the organism in Eukaryota, Viridiplantae, Streptophyta, Magnoliopsida, Brassicales, Brassicaceae.